This is a messenger RNA of Penicillium taxi, 1746 nucleotides long. RefSeq lists its product as uncharacterized. Bases 1 to 1746 code for a protein of 581 amino acids. Lineage: Eukaryota; Fungi; Ascomycota; Eurotiomycetes; Eurotiales; Aspergillaceae. The record is from RefSeq and is a predicted model, not a curated record. The transcript has a single exon.
AUGGGCUCUUCUGAAGAGGCACCAUGGAAGGAAUUAACAGACAAAGGAGAAGAGCAAGAGCAAGAGCAAGAGCAAGAGCAUGAUCAACAAAGACCUGAUUCAUCCCCUCAGCGCCCUCGGCGUUUCCUCAUUCAGCCAGUCGAGAAUUCUACUCGGAGCUCUCACAAGCGACAUCUUCCUUCCGACGAUAACAAUAUCCGAGACCAUCAGGAUCAGGCAUUUGAUGUUUCGCAGAACGAAACUCUCCCAGAGAGUAAUCAACCGCGGCGUUUUUUGCCCCAGCCGAUUGAAACAACUACUACCAGCCAUCGGGGACUAAGGAGAUUUAAACCCGAGUUGAUCGAAACAGAUCAUCGCACCGUCACAGGGUCACUGAAGCCGCAACAGCGACAGGAAAUGCAAACACCCCCCGCGAAGCAUGCUACUUUACAGUCUAAUCAUUCGAUCGUGGCGCGUUUAAAUCUUCACAUUCAUCGGGAGAGUUCAUUUGGUUCGUCUGAAUCAAAGUUUUCUUACGCGAACCUCAUUCGCCGACAAGAGACGCGGCGACAUUCUUUCCGUAUUCCAGAGCUCCCUUCAAUCCCAUCAUCAAACAGCAGUGGCUCCAGGAGCCCCUCGAGAUCUCCAUCAUCCUCUUCAUCUCCCCCGAAGUCCUCCCACGCUCUCCCCACGACUGAGCAAUCUUUUGGAGGAAGCUUUGAUGGGGAGUUUUCAGACUACAUGCUCUCUCUUGCCGUUCGAUCAGAGCAGGAGCAACUCAAGGAUCAGACGCUGGCCGCUUUUCCAAAUGAACAGAUAUAUGAGCCAGUGGAUCAUUUUGCCAUUGAGGAAGAUCGAGACGACGAGGACUGGGCCUCUACUCAACCACGUGAUCUGAAAUCGCGGAGAGAGUCCUCAGCAGACCUCUCAUGGGAGCUUGAAUAUAUGCGCCAGCACAAGGAAGAGGCAGAGCAGAGACUCAGAGCGAUGGGCAUUUCGCGCAAACCAGAUCUGACCUCCCCAGUCUUAAAGGCAGCAUCCAAGGCACUAGGCCCAAGUCCGCCAAUGCUUGGAGCAGAUAUCGUGUUACCCCGUUGCGCGUCUCCAGAAGGUACAUUCUGCGAAAAUAAGGCUGAGAUAGGUUCCCGAUCAGCCAGCCUGUGUGUUGACUGCUGUGGUCUUUGGUGUGCAACGAAUCUUCAUGGCAAUGACCAAGGAGUUGGUCUGUGGAUGGGCACUUGCAGCAAAACGGGCGCGGGACGAGAGCCACAUAAUUUUGCGGGAAUCGUGACUCCAAUGAUACGAGAUGAAGAUAUGGAAUUGGAUCCUGACCAUCGAACAUCAAUCACUAACUACACCACCCAAUCCCAUACCCCAGUCCAGGGAGAGGUGAUGGGUCUACUGAGCCCAUUGUGUGUUCCUAGUCCGAAGCUUUCCAAAGUUCCCGAAGAAUUCCAUGAUGAAUUUGUCACACAGAUUUAUAACUAUCUUUCUCUGGGUUAUCCCUGCAUUGCCCGUGACUACGACUAUGAACUCAGCAAGAUCUCGGGAUUUUCGGUUGAAAAACUUCAACAGGAUGAUUUCCAUACCGAUGCCCGGGGGUACGUUGUUGCCCCGGAUAGUGAUACUGGGGUGGCAUGCACGAGGUGGGAGGCCCUCCGCCUUUAUAUUCGGGAAUGGGCUCGGCAGCAACCGAACAUGGUAGAUGAUGAAUCUUGCCUGGAAUCUUGGGGCUUACCGGAACGAAAGGGGAGCUGGGCAAUCUAA